Messenger RNA from Chara braunii, 2039 nucleotides. NCBI's taxonomy places the organism in Eukaryota, Viridiplantae, Streptophyta, Charophyceae, Charales, Characeae. The record is from the annotation of a GenBank genome assembly.
GUACGGUCCCCUCUACUCUAAAAGAUCGCCUAGGACUCGGGCUCAGCGGAUAUACAGAUUGGCUUACCCUCAUGCGGGACUUAGUCACGCUGGAGGCACAAGACCUCCCGGGUGGAUCAAGUGGCAAAAAGGCCACCAACCGCAAACGGUUUCCAGGCAGCAAUUGUUUUGCAGCACACGAUCUGCUUGAGGCUGACGAGGAGACCCUCGUGGAUGAAUCUUCUCUUGAUAACGAUCAAGAGCAAGACUGCGGGGCAUCUUGCUCUUUGUCAGCCCAUGAGUCUGAGUAUGUAAAUGACGAAGAAUCUAUGAAUGCAUUUAAGAAGACUGCCUUUAAAAAUCCCAAGCUUACAUUCGUAGUAACUACGGGUGCGAGUUUGUAUGGGAUUGGUGCGGUGCUGCAGCAAGACGAUGGUGAUGGCUUAGGUCCGCUUGAAUAUUACAGCAAACGCAUGCCCAGUCACAAGGUAGCCGCUUCCACCUACAUGAGAGAGCUCUAUGCCUUGAGAGAGGCACUAGACCACUGGAAACACUACCUCUUGGGUCGCCAUUUCAAAGUGUUCUCAGACCAUGAGACUUUGAAAUGGAUUCAGAUACAGGUUAACCCAUCAACCACAUUGACCCGAUGGCUGCAUGAGAUUGAUGUGUAUGAUUUUGAACUCAAACACAAGAAAGACUGCUAUAAUCGUGUUGCGGAUGCUUUGUCUCGCCACCCCGAGUAUAUGACUUGCCUUGUGGGUUCCUACGACCUGCUUAAAGAUCUGAAGGAGGAACUCAUCGAGCAUACUGCCAAAGACCCGGAACUCAGUCCCAUCCUUGACCAGAUUCGGGCUGACCCUAGCAGUCAGCCUGAUUUCCAUGAACGUAAGGGCUUUCUCUUCCGACGUUACGGGAAGCAUGACCGAUUGUGUGUACCCAACCAUGAGCCAAUCACGACUCACUUCUUGGAUUUGGCUCAUGUCCAGAGUGGACACUUCGGUGUUGAGAAGACGUAUGGGAAUCUGUUGGAAAAGUUUGUGUGGCCUGGAAUGAAAAGAAUGGCGCAAAGGUUUGUGGCUGAAUGUGAAGUUUGUCAAUGCAUCAAACCGUCUCGACAGAAGCCCUAUGGGCUGCUGCACCCUCUUCCUAUCCCUGAUGGCCCGGGUGAGUCUGUUUCCAUUGACUUCACGGACAUGGGGAAGAAGAGCAGAAACAGUUAUUCACAAUUAAUGGUGAUCGUUGAUCGGUUCUCGAAAUUUCUGAAUUUGAUUCCCUUGCCACGUCACGCCCCAACUGACCUUGUGAUCGAUGAAUUCAACAAAAGGUACAUUCUACAUUAUGGCCCCCUGAAAACUCUUGUGAGUGAUCGGGACACCAGGUUCAUAAGUGCGGACUGGAAAGAUUUCACCUCCCAGACCUACGAUAUGAAACUCAAGAUGACGUCUGGGCGACAUCCCGAAGCCAAUGGACUGGCUGAGGAAAUCAACCAGACCGUGAUCCAACUUCUCAGGGCUCUAAUUGUACCUGAUCAGAACUCUUGGGAUGAGGAGUUGCCGAUUGUGCAGGGGUUGUACAACAACUCCAUCCCAUCCUCUCCAGGGAUGACGCCUAACCGGCUGCAUCUUGGAUGGAAAAUCCGCAAUCCUCUAUCUUAUCUGUUCCCAGAUCAGCCACCUGGCCUAACACCUGGCCAGCCAGGCUACAACGCUAAGUUUGAUCGCCUUCUCAAAGUUGCUGUCGCAGCUAUGGAGAGGCGACGUAGUGCCAUGAUUAAGCAUGCUAACAAAAAGCGCCAGCCUGCACCAUUUACAGUGGGAAGUUAUGUCUGGGUCAAAAUGUCUGAGUUUUCUGAAGAAGAAGGUGUGUCACGAAAGCUUCUUCCUCAGUACUACGGUCCGUGGAAGGUAUUGAACCAGGUAGCGAGUGAUUCCGUUGGCCCUUCGUAUACGAUCGAUGUGCCUGCUCAUCUGCGCACAUAUCCAGUCUUUCACGCAUCGAAGUUGUUUCCGUAUGAAUCACCUGAAACAUUCAAGUAUUGAGAAUCAAUGAUUCCCUGCGCA